GUAAAAAAUGAAUUACUACAUUUUUACCCUUUUGUAAGUAAUCAAAAGCUCCUAAUGAUCAUUUUGCUUUCCAGGCUUGCAAGAAGACUCAUUGUUGCAUUUUCUUCAUAUGUGAUGCUCAAGCUACCAUCUCCUUCUUCCUUUAUAUCGAUUCUCCAACUCCAUCAUGGUAGCGAAACUCGCGAAAGCGACGCCGAUCCGACGCGGAUUCACGUGCUUCGCCGUUCUCUCCGUCAUCGUCCGCCUCGUUACUGCGGGGUCCACCGACUUCAUCUUCAGCGGGUGUGCAGUGUAUAGACCCCAGCCUGAGUCAGAGGGCCGCAGCGGAGAUUUCUCCGCGACGACCCUCCAAACCCUAUUCGAAACCCUGAAAUCCAGGGCCUCGACAGGGAAUUUCAGCAGGACGAGCCUGGGGCCCGUCUCCGGUCUCUUCCAGUGCAGGGGCGACCUCUGGUCGCCCUCAGACUGCAGAGACUGCGUGGCGGAAGCCACAAAACAAGUCAAGAGGCGGUGCAGAGCCGCCAACCCGCCCGCCGCCAGGAUCCAGCUUCAAGGGUGCUACCUAAGCUACGAGGUCGCCGGCGGGGGGCCCGCGAACCGCGACCCGUCCGGGAUGGUCUACCACCGGUGCGGUCCGGAGAUGCCGUCCGUCAACUCGACCAGGAGCGGGUUCGGGUUCGGGGCGAGCCCGGGCGUGGAGGCGAUCCAUAUGUCGGUGAACCGGAUGGUGAACGGGUUCUUCGCCGGAUACGUCUCCACGGGCAACGGGUCGGUGAUGGUGGCGGCCCAGUGCGAAGGGGACAUGGCCGGCGACAAAUGUAAGGGGUGUGUGAGUUCUGCGGCGGAGAGUUUGAAAAGCAGUUGUGGUUCGGCUUCUGUUUCCGGGGAAAUGUAUUUUGAAAAGUGCUACGUCACCUACAAUCUUAACGGCUACACAGAUGGCUCCCCAUCCUCCUCAGGGGAACCUUUUCUUAAUGUAACAUCCAAGAGUGUGGCAAUUCUCAUUGGGUUCUUGUUUGGCUGCAUUAUGGUAUCAGUGGUCGUAUUAUACUUUAUGUCUUUAUCCAAGAAGGACCCGUUCGUCCAAAAGUAUUAAUUCCAGAGCAGAAGCAAUCUCAACGAGUCAAGGUGGACAAGGAAAAAACAAAGGGAAGAAUUGUGU
Messenger RNA from Cuscuta campestris, 1162 nucleotides. NCBI's taxonomy places the organism in Eukaryota, Viridiplantae, Streptophyta, Magnoliopsida, Solanales, Convolvulaceae. The record is from the annotation of a GenBank genome assembly.